CAAGCCAUUCCCGUACCAAAGAUCAAACCACUCUUAUUUUUCCUCAAAUUCUUUAUUCCAUUCUUCACUUCGCAUAGUCAAUAAAUACAAUAAAUAACUCACUACCGACGCGGAAAUCAGAUCUUCAAAUCAAACCCUUUCAUCGUCAAAUCUCAGAUCUCAUUAGCUUUGUUUUUAACUUCCAAUUUCAACACAUUUCAGUUUCACUAAUCAGUUCAAGGGACAGACAGAAGAAACAGAGCGGUCUAGAUAGCUGAAUUCAAUGGCUGUGGCUGUCAGGGGAACUCGAGGUGGCGGAUCUGGCGGUGUUGGAGCUGGUUUCCGUAGCUUGUUUUCUUACAGGAUCUUUGUCUCCGCCAUGUUUUCGCUUCUCUUCAUUGCCACUGUCACCGUUCUCCUAACUACUCAUCCUUCUACAACACAUCACCACUCUAGGCUUCCAAGUGGCGGAAAUGCUUACAUGCAUAGAACAUUUCUGGCAUUGAACUCAGACCCGCUCAAAACAAGGUUAGAUUUGAUAUACAAGCAAGCCAAUGAUCACAUCACAUUAGUGAAAGCAUAUGCAGCUUAUGCAAGGAAACUAAAGCUUGAAAUUUCAAGGCAAUUGAAAAUGUUUGAUGAUUUGGCUAAGAAUUUCUCAGAUCUUACUUCGAAACCGAGUUAUAAGUCCUCUUUGUUUGAAACUGAUGGGAAUUUAGAUGAGGAUGUUUUAAGGCAGUUUGAGAAAGAAGUGAAAGAUAGAGUGAAAUUAGCUAGGUUGUUGAUGGCUGAAUCUAAAGAGAAUUAUGAUAAUCAGUUGAAAAUCCAGAAGUUGAAAGAUACUAUUUUUGCAGUUAGUGAAUUGUUAGGUAAGGCAAAAAAGAAUGGAGCUUUUGCAAGCUCGAUUGCUGCCAAAUCUAUUCCUAAGAGUUUGCAUUGCUUGGCAAUGAGGCUUGUGGAGGAGAGAAUUUCACAUCCCGAAAAGUACAAGGAAGAGUUGCCUAAGGCCGAGUUUGAGGAUCCUAGUUUGUAUCAUUAUGCUAUAUUUUCAGAUAAUAUGAUUGCGGUUUCUGUGGUGGUGAGGUCUGUGGUGAAGAAUGCGGAGGAGCCUUGGAAACAUGUGUUCCAUGUGGUGACUGAUAGAAUGAAUGUGGCUGCAAUGAAAGUUUGGUUCAGAAUGAGACCCGUGGAAGGUGGCGCUCAUGUGGAGGUGAAGGCAGUGGAAGAUUAUAAUAUCUUGAAUUCCUCCUAUGCGCCAGUAUUGAGGCAGAUUGAAUCUGCUAAGAUGCAGAGGUUUUACUUUAUGAAUAAGAUGGAGAAUGCAACCAAAGAUGGGAGUAACAUGAAGUUUACGAACCCUGAAUCUAUGUCAAUGUUGAAUCACCUUAGGUUUUAUUUGCCUGAAAUGUACCCAAAAUUGCAUAAGAUUUUGUUUUUGGAUGAUGAUGUUGUGGUUCAGAAGGACUUGACAGGGUUGUGGAAGAUAGAUUUGGCUGGAAAGGUGAAUGGGGCCAUUGAGACCUGCUUUGGGUCAUUUCACCGUUUGUCUCAGUAUUUGAAUUUUUCACAUCCUCUCAUCAAGGAGAGGUUUAAUCCUAAGGCUUGUGCUUGGGCUUAUGGGAUGAAUAUUUUUGAUCUUGAUGCUUGGAAGCGUGAGAAAUGCACAGAAACAUAUCACAACUGGCAGAACUUGAAUGUGGAUCAGACUCUGUGGAAAUUGGAUACUCUUCCGCCUGGCCUGAUUACCUUCUACUCAUUGACAAAAUCACUGGACAAAUCCUGGCAUGUGCUUGGGCUUGGAUACAAUCCAAGCAUUAGCAUGGAUGAGAUCAAUAAUGCUGCAGUCAUUCAUUAUAAUGGAAACAUGAAACCUUGGUUAGACAUUGCUAUGAACCAAUACAAGAAUCUUUGGACUAAAUAUGUGGAUAAUGAAAUGGAGUUCGUGCAGAUGUGCAAUUUUGGAGUGUAGGUAAGUAAGUGCUGGUGCUUCUCUUUAGCAAUCAAGUAACAAGAAUACAAGUUCUACUGAUUGUUCAUGGUGGUUUGCAAUAAUCCACCAAUGUUUUGGAUUACAUUAUUCAUUAGAUUAAUUGCCAGAUCAAAGCUUGAUGAUUUUAUCAUAGGUUUUCUUUUUUCCCUUUUUAUUGUAGAAUUGCUAUUUAUUGAUUCUCAAUUUUGCUGUUUUAUCUUCUAGAAUAUGUCGACCAUGAAUUGUACUGAGCCAGAUUGUCCUUGUAAACAAGGAAAUGAAUUCUUUUGAUUAGUAAAAUCUUUACAUCAAUAGAUUUGGUGACUCAAGAUCGAAAGUCACCAUGUUCAUCUAGUUAUUGGCAAUUCAAACGUACUCUUUAUUGUUAUAGUUCUCAAAGUUUGUUGAUGCUUGAGUAGGCAAGUGUUCUGAACUAUCACCAUGUGAUCUCAUUCUAAAUAUCGGCUUCUUGAACUAUUGCUUAU
This is a messenger RNA of Durio zibethinus, 2433 nucleotides long. RefSeq names its product putative galacturonosyltransferase 9. Gene Ontology annotation, molecular function: polygalacturonate 4-alpha-galacturonosyltransferase activity. Lineage: Eukaryota; Viridiplantae; Streptophyta; Magnoliopsida; Malvales; Malvaceae. The record is from RefSeq and is a predicted model, not a curated record.